This is a messenger RNA of Manis pentadactyla (Chinese pangolin), 3381 nucleotides long. It is a transcript of the gene LUC7L2, whose product is annotated as LUC7 like 2, pre-mRNA splicing factor. The record is from RefSeq and is a predicted model, not a curated record. The transcript is spliced from 11 exons. Bases 1261 to 2280 code for a protein of 339 amino acids. NCBI's taxonomy places the organism in Eukaryota, Metazoa, Chordata, Mammalia, Pholidota, Manidae. Gene Ontology annotation, molecular function: mRNA binding. Gene Ontology annotation, biological process: mRNA splice site recognition. Gene Ontology annotation, cellular component: U1 snRNP; U2-type prespliceosome.
UUCUAAGCAAAAAAAAUCGUAACUAACAUCUUUAUUUUGUUGAUAGGCUAGUCACCUUUCUUUUUCUUAGAUUCUUUAAAGUUUUGAGUAAGUAGGCAUAUUUGAUUAGCAGGUUGGAUGCUUCUGUUGCUUAGGGAGGUGUAUUGUGUUACAUGAAAACAGGAUGAAUUUAAAUGUACCCAGUUUGGCCAUAUACAGCACAGACUACAUAAAACUUGGAGGUAUGGAACCUCUGGAGGCAUUAAAGUUAACAUUUUGUUUAGGCAGUAUGCCUUUGUUUGGUGUGUAAGUCCUUCUUCCAGGUUUGUACAUUCUUAAAACCGUUAUUCUACCCUCUCUAACUCCUCCCAGCAGCGAAAGGGAGACACUUCAGCUGGAACAAAAUAGUGGAAGAAAUGGCGUCUGGGGUUCAGUGGGGAUUCGCAGUGUGUAUGCAAUGUUUGCAAGAUUACUUUUUAUGUUCAAUUAAUGUAAAUAAUCACAAAAUAAAUCAGUGCUUAGUGUCAAGUAGGGAACAUUGUAUACCAGUAGAAACUCCUAGUGGGUUUGCUGUAAGCCUCUUAACCUCUUGGGGCCUCAGUUUCUUCAUCUGCAGUAUGAAGGAGUUGGACUCCAUUAUCUUUAAGGUCCAUUCCUGCUCUAAAUCCUGUGCUUUUCUGAAGUACUCUGUUUAACAACUCAUUGCUUUCCCCUUUGACUAUUUUGAAUUACAUGAGCAGUACAUGAACUGCAAUUGCAUGUUGUCUAAAAUAGUUUUUCUGUAGGAUAUUAUAUAAAAAACUAAUCCCCCUUUAGCUGGUUUAUAAGCGUGUGUGUGUGUGUAGCCACACAUAAAAAGCUAGUGAUAGUAGGUCUCUCAGAAAAUAUUUUCCAGUUUUCUAACCUUGAAUGUUAUUAACUUUCCUAUAUUACAGGAGAUACUACUCGUCAACGAAUCAAAUUCAGUGAUGACAGAGUAUGCAAGAGUCACCUUCUGAACUGUUGCCCCCAUGAUGUCCUCUCUGGAACUCUCUUUCUUUUAAGGCCUGGUCUAAAAUCAGUUACUCGGGUACAUACAAACCUGAACUUUAAAACUGCUGCAGCCUCUUUGAUAGUACAUAUGCAAAAGAGGCAUGAAAGUAUGGAGAAGCAGAGUAAGUGAUAAGACGUAAACAAACCCGCACAAAAUUUUCUCAGCCAGCCACUAGAAUGUGAUUUACCACAAACAUCAAGCAAAGUCACAGAUUCUCUAUCACUGGAAAUAUUUUUAAAAAUGUGAGAAUGGAUCUUGGAGAAUGUCUGAAAGUCCAUGACCUGGCUUUAAGGGCAGAUUAUGAAAUUGCAUCCAAAGAACAAGAUUUUUUCUUUGAACUUGAUGCUAUGGAUCAUCUGCAGUCAUUCAUUGCAGAUUGUGAUCGAAGAACAGAAGUGGCUAAGAAAAGACUAGCAGAAACUCAAGAAGAGAUUAGUGCUGAAGUAGCAGCAAAGGCAGAACGUGUUCAUGAGUUAAAUGAAGAAAUUGGUAAAUUAUUGGCUAAGGUGGAACAACUAGGAGCUGAAGGGAAUGUGGAAGAAUCCCAGAAAGUAAUGGAUGAAGUAGAGAAAGCGCGAGCAAAGAAAAGAGAAGCAGAGGAAGUUUAUCGGAAUUCUAUGCCAGCUUCCAGUUUCCAGCAGCAGAAACUUCGAGUUUGUGAAGUCUGCUCUGCCUAUUUAGGUCUUCAUGAUAAUGAUAGACGACUGGCUGAUCAUUUUGGGGGUAAACUGCACCUGGGAUUUAUUGAAAUAAGAGAGAAGCUUGAAGAAUUAAAGAGAGUUGUAGCUGAGAAGCAGGAGAAAAGAAACCAGGAACGUCUGAAACGAAGAGAGGAAAGGGAGAGAGAAGAAAGGGAGAAGCUGAGGAGGUCUCGGUCACAUAGCAAGAAUCCCAAAAGAUCCAGGUCUAGAGAGCAUCGCAGACAUCGGUCCCGCUCCAUGUCACGGGAACGGAAGAGGAGAACUCGAUCCAAAUCUCGGGAGAAGCGCCAUCGCCACAGAUCCCGCUCUAGCAGCCGAAGCCGCAGCCGCAGCCACCAGAGAAGUGGGCACAGUUCUAGAGACAGGAGCAGAGAGCGAUCCAGGAGGAGAUCCUCAAAAGAAAGAUUCAGAGACCAAGACUUAGCACCACGUGACAGAGACAGGAAUUCAAGAGACAGAUCACCUCGUGACAGAGAUCGAAAAGAUAAGAAGCGGUCCUAUGAGAGCGCUAAUGGCAGAUCAGAAGACAGGAGGAGCUCUGAAGAGCGCGAAGCAGGGGAGAUAUAAUUAGCUGUGUACAUAUCCUCAACCCUUAAGCUUCCUAUGGAGUUACAUACUAUUGUUUAGUUUGCAGCUGUUCGGGGUGACACAGUGAGCAGUUCCAGAUACCGAUCCAGCUAGGCUAGAUGUACAGUAUCUAACUUGAUCUGAACUUGUUUUCCUUGAUGAAGCCUAAAACUACAUCCAUAGUUUCUGGUGACCCUGUAAUACAAUUCUGAAAGUACAAUUUUAUAUAAUAAGACACCAGUGUCUAUAUUCUUUGUAGUAGGAGUGGUAGUGAAUGAAUUGUGUUACUUGCCUUGGGAUUUUUUGAACAUUUGUAAAAUGCUGUCUUCCUUUCUAGUCUUGGAAUUUUUCUUUUUAAUUAUUCUUUCUUUGACUUUUGUAUCCCCUAAUACCUCCACGCUCUCAUUAUAAAAAAACGGGGGCAGGGAAGCAAUAUAACUUCUGUUCUAAGGUUCUGUUCCCAUUAUUAAUUACUAGCUGAUGACAGUUCAGAGCAUUUAUACUGGAAUGUGUGCAGGAGAAAUUUAAAAUUCUAGGACUUUUGUUUUAUUUUAACAGUGCCUAUUUAGAGUUGGAAGUUGAACAGCUGUUGCAUUACAUACUUUGCUUUUUUAUUGAAAUUUUGAAAUCAAACAUGUCUUGAUUUUUUCUGUUCUAUUGAAUUGCUAUGUUCAGGAUGUUUUGGAAAGGUGGGUGGGGGCAGGGACUAUUUCAUAAGCACUUCUUUUAUUUUGUGUGUGUGGAGUAUAAAGACUACACCCUUACUGUAAAAAAUAAUAACAAUAAAGUGAAAGAAACAAUCACUACCAACAUAAUUCAACUGUAACUUGUAAAUUGUCACUAGAACUAUUUGCUGUGGGCAUUUUCUUCUAUCGAUAAUAGUGCCUAUUGUGCAAGGCACCAAAUGAAAUAUAUACUGCAAAGAUUCAAGAUGAACUGUUGUUCCUCUUGGGCCCCUUGCCGACUGUAUUCCAGCUCCUUCAGGGAUGUCUGGAACAACUGCUAUAGAGAAGGACCGGACCUACAGAAGAAAUUAGGGUUUUUGUUUGUUUUGCUUUUCAUUCAGCAAACUGAAAUAAAAACAUGGUGUAACCAAUGUAA